Symbiodinium necroappetens is the source of this 4944-nucleotide messenger RNA. The record is from the annotation of a GenBank genome assembly. Lineage: Eukaryota; Dinophyceae; Suessiales; Symbiodiniaceae.
AUGUCCGACGGUCUCUUCAACCGCGCCGAAGAGGAGCAGGCCACAGAGAACGUGGCCAAGAAGACCCGGCGCGUGAAGCUCUUCCCGUGGGAUUCCGUCGCGGCACAGAUGUUGGAACCGUUCGGAGAGUCAUCUUUCGACAGCAUGAGUUUGGAGUCGCUCUGGGCCGCUGCCGCUAAGGGCAACAAGAGCGCGCAGUAUCACAGCCAUCUAUGCGCGUCCCAAAGCGAAGACCCGUGGCACGUUGGUGCAGGGAUCUCGCUGACUGCAGCGGCCCUAUUGGCCGCCAUCAAGCAUUUCCACAGCGACGAUAUGAAGCACCUCCUGAAGCAAGAAUUCUACCAGAAGAUCGAGCAAGACGUGCAAAAACUGGAACCCCUUCUCAAGGUCUUGAACUUAGGCAAAGGCAGUCAGACCCAGCGGGAUACCGGAUCAUUCCGAGCUGUCAAGAAACAGAAGACCGGACCUACAGAGGCGAGCGGAGUCAGUGCCACGCCGGAGCAGAUGGCGGCAGCCGCACAAGGAUUCCACGCAUGGCUGAAGCAAGAGAAAUCGGCCUUCCGCAGCUACCUCUUCGUGAUGAGCGGUUCCAAUGCCUACUAUACCGCCCACAUCGCUGAGACGGUGGCCCGAGCUGGCGUAGCUCACAAGCCGAUGUCCGUGGACGACUUUCAACAAGCCAUGCAGCUGAUACGUUUCCCCAGAGAACGUCCAAUGGCGGCCAUCGUUGGCUUCCGGAAUCUGGGACACUCCUGCUUCGUCAACGCGGAGAUGCAGGCAUUGAUCGCAGUGCAGCCCUUGACCGAAGCCCUCAACGAUGGCAGGAAUACCGCCGAAAAAGCGAUUCAACAGCUGCUCGCUCGCAUCGCCGGCAGUCCGCAGCCCACGGUGCCAGUCGAGCUGACCAACACCUACUACCGGGGGCGCCAGGAGGAUCUAGUCGAGUUCCUCGUGAAGCUGCUCGAGGAAUGCCCCACAUGUGAUGAGGUGUUGUGUGGCACGGAACAACCGACACUGCAGUGUCAGCACUGCACCUACAGUCGCCCAUUGCGCGCGGAAAACUUCCAUCACAUGCAGCUGCCAAUGAUGUCGUCGGUUCAGGCGGCCUUGGAUGGCUAUCUCGAGCGCAGCACAAUCAUGGCCGACUUUAGAGACUGGUUUUGUCUGUCGUCGGCAUGCCUGACUGCCGGUAUCGCCGAGGACUAUCCGCUGCACAAGUCUCACAUGGCAAAUUGGCCCCGUGUCCUCAUGCUGAGCCUUAAGCGUUGGAACGGACCAGACGAAGUCAUCGGCGACCGGAUCUUCUGCAACAGAACGUUGAAGGCCGCCGACCGCGUGUACGACCUCUGUUCCCUUGCGACGCACAUCGGCGAUCGCCCGGAGAGUGGUCACUACAUAGCCUAUCGACGCCAAGGCUCCUGCAUGAUGAAGAUCGACGACCACCAUGUCUCCAGGCUGGCUCCGUGCUACGAGGAUUACAUUGUCACUCAGCCGUUAGAGAAAAUCUACGUACUCUUCUAUGUCAUGAGAGAGACGGCAGAGCAGGACUCCAUCCAGGUCAGGCCCGCCAAGUUUCAGAAGCUCUCGGCCGCCACGAUCAUCGACCUGGAGGGCAACAACGACGACAACAAGCAGACGACGGCAUCAACCAGCGACUCGACCAAGCAAAACGACACCGACAAGACAAAGCAGACCACGUGUUCAACCGAGACGAAGAAUGCGAACAUAUUGGACGACAGUGACUCAGACGUCAUACCGCAGGAAGACACUUCGAUGGAGAACGUCCAAGAAACACACCCCGCGGCGCCGGGGAACUCCGCAGAUCCAGCAGACGACCUUGAGGACAGCAACAACGGACAAGCAAAUGACAGUCAGAUGUCACAGAUCUCAAAGACGCGACAACCGGAAGCUCUUCAAAACGAUUCCGACUUCGACAACUUCUUUGCCGUUGCCUUUGGAGUGCCUGCGCAACGUUGUCAGAAUACAGCAACCGACAGCUUCGAAGAUCAGUGGUUGCUCAAGAGCUCCUGGCAAUUCUGUCCCAAUUGCGGUCGCAAACGCGCUCGUACAGACGUGGACCCGACACCACUGCGAAAGGCGCGUGCCUGCAAGCCGUAUUGCGACGCCGAUGCUGUUGAGCUCUUGCACCCUCCUGGCGCAGAUGCCGUUCACAAGAAGAAGUCCAAGUUGUUCUGCUACGUCACCCCGCUCGCCGAACACUGGGAAUCUCUAGUUUUGGAACUUCAGGCCACAGGACUGCCACUCACGGCGGGAUUGACAAUGAAGGAAUUGACUGCCGAACUACUUUUGUCUUCUCCCGGUGUCGAAAUUGCUACGCGGCCGUGGCUGUAUCCCUUGGCAUCCUACGCUGACACGGACCUGCAGCAUCGCCUGAAGAAGCUGGGCUGGAUGGCCGACAACAGCACGCCAUCCAUUCGGACCGGUUUCAUGCGAAAGCUCUUGAGCCGCUGCCUUGACUACUCCCGCGACUUUCCCUUGCAUUGCCUUCUCUACGACACAUGCCUAGCGAAAUCCAUUACCUCGAUCAUCAACGUGGCCAAUCAGAAAAACAUCGCUCCAGAGCAUGCCGCCCACGAGCAGGAUACCUUCGAAGGCUAUUGGCUGCUGCAGAUACGCAAGCUGGAGGACAUCUGCAGGAGAGAAUACGAAUCCAGCAGAGACAUGAAUCGGGCCUUGCCAAACGUUUUCUUCACGGUGGCUCCCGCGGAGUGGCGCUAUGUCUUGCCGAUGGAGUUGACGUUUGAGGAAUCUCUCAGCAAUCAACAAGCUAUGAUGACUCUACACCUCUAUCACAGCCUACAUGCUCUACUGGAGGAGCAUAUUUUCGAGAACGGCAAGAGUCUGGCGGAGAUCGGCAUCAGCACAGUACGCCAUUGGAGCAUUCGAUUUGAGUUCCAAUCGCGUGGCACACUGCAUGUCCACGCCCUCCUCUGGGCCGACCUGCUCCCGGGCUGGGCAGUCGACGACAUUGCUGGCCGAACGGGACACUCUCGGAGUAACUUCCUAGACUUGCUGGAGAGAUUGUUCAAGUCUCGAGCCGACGUUCAAUGCGGCGACGGCAGCCAUUGCCUUCUCCGCUACGUGGCCGGCUACGUGGCCAAGGCCUCGGACGCCCUUCAGUUCAAUCUCAAGCAACUCGAAGGCGAGUCGACUUGGCGCCAGGCCUACAGACUGCUCACCAAGAAAUCGCCCACAGAGCAAGAGAUCAUUAUGGAGUUUGCGGGUUUGUCGAUGGUUAAGCACAGUUUCAGCGGCCACGACGUCCAUGCCCCAAUCCCUGGCAGUGCUGCCAGAAACUCUUCUCGGCAUGCAUACAACGCAUACCAGUGUUACCUCAAGAAGUCCGAAGAUGUGUUUGGAUGCUCCCGCAGCUAUUCAUUUGUGCAAUGGCUCCGAAAAUUCCGCGUCACCGGCAACUCUCUGGAAGACAUGACCCUGCAUCUUCGCAACCAACGCGGACCCAAAGCAAACAAGCCGUGCAGCGUCGCAGUCGCCUUUCCAUUCGAGCUCUUAGACAUCUACGUUGGCGCCUGGGCCGCCACAUGCCUGCCCGGUAUGCUUGAGGAAAGACUUUUGCCGAAAGUGCCGGACAACUUGAAGUUAGACGGCUUCGAGGUCGAGCUCCGCCGACGCCGAUCCUUCGAAUGCCCUGCUCACUGUGAGCACGUGAGGGCCGUCCUGUCGCUCGACGAUUUCCAGUUGCCCGGCGCAGACCCCGACGUCUACAGUCCAGACCUCAGCAAGUUCUUCGAUCUCGUCGUGCCGGAGCUCACCCUGCGUGGUCUGAAUACCGAUCGCAUCGCAACGUUCAAGGCAAAGAUCGAGGCGACGAACAUGCUCUUAUUGGCCAUUCACCGCGGCCUCGAAGACCCCAGCAAUUGGUCUUCGCACAGGCUUCCAGCUUUUCCUCGGCCGGUCUGGUCGCCCGAGCAACAACAAGUCCUGAAGUGGGUGAGCGACGGACUCAGGAUCAGCGACGCGGCAGCCAUGGCAACAUCUCCGCGCAUUUUGCAAAUCUCCGGAUCCCCAGGCACCGGAAAAACAGAAGUAGUGAUCGGAGCUGCACGCAUGGCUUUGGACAGUGGCUGCGCCGUUCUCAUCGGCGGCCCCAUCGGCCUCUUGGUGGCGAUGUACAAACUCCGACUGCCGGCAUCAGAGCUCCUGACCAUGGAGACAAUCCACUCAGCUUUCAAGUUGACGCGCGAGGCUGACGAAGCCUACAUCCCUCCCGGCAGGCUUCGCAGAUACGAUGUUAUCAUCCUCGACGAGGUGUCCCAGAUCGAUGCCAGGGCUUGGAGACAGCUUCAAACCGCCUUUCGCGAGCUGCAUCCCGGUCCACUCAUUCUCUUUGUCGGUGACUUCCAGCAACUGCAACCUAUCUCAGGUGGCCCUGUCCUCCAGCAAGAUCUACAACACGAGGAUCUUCAAGACUUCUUCGCAAACAGAAUUUGGCCAUCGGAUCAUGUUGCAGCGACAUCCAAGGCUAUGCAGUUCGAGAGAGACACCGGCAAACGCUUCAUGAUCCUGACGGUGACCAACAAGGAGGCCGAACGCUUCAACCAAGCCCGUCUACGUCUCCAGUUCCCAUCGGCCGUGCAGCGUCUCGCGAACGGUGGCGGUCUACCAGCCGAUCAGGGCCACGUCGUCAUCGAGACAGGAAUGCGCAUCCGUCUCACCCACAACGUCAACAAAGAGGAGGGCUUUGUCAAUGGCAACACUGGCACGGUCCGGCUCGUCUUGCGCCAUGACGUUUAUGUCAUGGAAUCGCCACAUCAUGCCUCCAUUCUGGUGUAUCCUAUCACGGUCAAAGGGCGAAGGUACCUGCCCGAGGAAGAGGAUCGGGACGCGGACACCAGCAGCCAGGAACAAGAGCAAGACUCGACCUCGCCUGACGAGCCAGCGGUCGACGACUUCGCUUCAGAU